AUGGAUAUGAUCUUCGUCGCCCGGCAACUUCAGGAGAAGUGCCAGGAGAUGCGGACCCACAUGUACUCUACCUUCGUGGACCUGACGAAAGCCUUCGACACGGUGAAUCGUGAAGGACUGUGGAAGAUCAUGCAGAAAUUCGGCUGUCUGGAGCGAUUCACUCAGAUGGUGCGUCAGCUGCAAGACGGGAUGAUGGUGCAAGUCACGGACAAAGGAGCUGUCUCAGAGGCAUUCGCAGUGACCAACGGAGUGAAGCAGGGAUGCGUGCUGGCCCCAACCCUCUUCAGUCUUAUGUUCUCUGUCAUGUUGAUGGACGCCUACCGCGACGAACGCCCCGGCAUCCGCAUCGCCUACAGGACGGACGGUCAUCUCCUGAAUCAACGGCGGAUGAACUUCCAAUCGCGCGUAUCCACAACCACCGUUCACGAACUCCUCUUCGCCGACGACUGCGCCCUGAACACCACCUCGGAGGAGGAGAUGCAACGGAGCAUGGACCUAUCCUCCGCCGCCUGCGAGAACUUCGGUCUGGUCAUUAACACGCAGAAGACGGUGAUAAUGCACCAACCGCCACCCAACUCAGCCACAGCCCUCAACGCGCCACCGCAAAUCAGCGUGAACGGAACCCAACUGCAAGCGGUGGAGUACUUCCCGUACCUGGGUAGUACUCUCUCCCGCGACACCAAGAUCGAUGGCGAAGUCGCCAACAGGAUCUCGAAAGCCAGUCAAGCCUUCAGUUGCCUCCAAUGCAUAGUUUGGAAUCGUCAAGUUCUUCAACUGAGCACGAAGCUGAAGAUGUACAAGGCCGUCAUCCUGCCGACGCUACUGUACGAAGCGGAGACAUGGACGGUGUACACAAAGCAGGCACGCCGACUGAACCACUUCCACCUCAGUUGUCUCAGUCGCAUCCUGAGGCUGAACUGGCAGGAUCGCAUUCCCGACACUGAUGUGCUGGAACGAACGGGAAUCCUCAGCAUCUACUCCAUGUUGAGACAAAUGCAGCUGCGCUGGAGCGGCCACCUAGUGCGCAUGGACGACGAGCGGCUACCCAAACGACUCGUCAACGGAGACGUCGCGACGGGUUCUCGCCGCCAAGGAGGUCAAAUUCGUCGAUACAAAAACAUUCUUAAGUCCUCCCUGAAGCGUCUGCAAAUCAACCCCACCAAUUGA
This is a messenger RNA of Spirometra erinaceieuropaei, 1167 nucleotides long. NCBI's taxonomy places the organism in Eukaryota, Metazoa, Platyhelminthes, Cestoda, Diphyllobothriidea, Diphyllobothriidae. The record is from the annotation of a GenBank genome assembly.